AUGGUUAAGUUUCUAUCUCUGAUGUCAGCUAUUCAAUGGAAGAAGUGGCUGUCAAAGGCGAUGGGAAGAGGAAGAAGACAUAAACUAGAUUGUUUGGUGGUGGCGCCGGAGAUUCCGUGGAAUCUCAUGAUCGAGAUUCUGACUAGAUUGCCUGCUAAAUCGCUGAUGAGGUUCAAGUGUGUGUCAAAGACAUGGUCACUUCUUAUCCGUUCUCGAUAUUUUAGCAACCUUUAUCUUACGGUCGCAUCCCCAAGGCGACCACCUUGUCUAUACAUGAGUUUGAUGAACCACUAUAUGUGUGAUUCCAUAGGGGUCUGCCAGAGCCCCCGUGAGUCUCAACUGCUAUCGUUAUCAUCAUCAACUAGUAAUAGUGCUGAAUCUUUUGACUUAGAUUUGACCAUGCAAGGGAUGGGAGGACACGAUAUGGUGGUUCUUCGUGGAUUGAUUUUGUACAUUGUUUGCGGAAAAGCGUGUAUCUAUAAUCCCACCACUAGACAAAGUGUAACCUUACCGGUCAGACCGGUCAUCAAAUUUUCCCAAAAAGUCAAAGGUUGUGAUGAGAGUAUCAUCUACUAUUUCGGACACGAUCCUGUUCUUGAUCAAUACAAAAUAUUAUGCAUUGUUAGUACGCUCUUAACAGGGAUAAAUCGUUUAACCUCGGAGCAUUGGGUCUACGUACUAGAAAGUGGAGGUUUUUGGAAAAGAAUUGGAUUUGAUUGUCAACCUCACAUUCCUACAAUAGGAAGACUAUGCAUCAAUGGAGUUAUAUAUUAUUUGGCUUACGCUAGUUUGUCUUGCUACGUCCUUGUCAGUUUUGAUGUUAGAUCUGAACAGUUCAAUAUGAUCCAAGUACCUAAGGAGUUGUCUGGAUUAAUACGAGAUAACCCAAUGGGCUUUAUAGAAUAUGGAGGAAAGCCAGCUAUUUUUGAUCAGACCUAUCUUAUACAGAUGGGCAAGGUGGACUUAUGGGUCUUAGAAGGUGGUGGAGCAUGGUCGACGAAGUCCCUGGUUUUGCAGCCUUGUGAGAUGCAUUUACUCAAUGAGAGCAUUAAAUUGUUGGUACGAGGUACAACUCAAAACGACGAGGUUAUAUUGGCACCUUGUAAGUUGUUUUCCAAUUAUUAUCUUCGAAAGAAUGAUUUGAGAAAGGUUAAUGUUGGACUAACAUCGGACCACUGGUUUGGUAAGCCGUACGCUGAUUAUAUUCUUUUUGAUAAGAAUGAAAGCAUCUUGCACUUGAAUAACAUCGGACCACUAGUUUGUGUUUUGCCUCAAUGUAGCAACUAUUUGUGUUUCAUACAAAAAAUUAAUCGUUAA
Brassica oleracea var. oleracea is the source of this 1317-nucleotide messenger RNA. Its product is annotated as putative F-box protein At5g62660. The transcript has a single exon. Bases 1 to 1317 code for a protein of 438 amino acids. NCBI's taxonomy places the organism in Eukaryota, Viridiplantae, Streptophyta, Magnoliopsida, Brassicales, Brassicaceae. The record is from RefSeq and is a predicted model, not a curated record. Gene Ontology annotation, molecular function: protein binding.